Macadamia integrifolia is the source of this 2082-nucleotide messenger RNA. RefSeq lists its product as uncharacterized. Gene Ontology annotation, molecular function: catalytic activity. The transcript is spliced from 4 exons. The record is from RefSeq and is a predicted model, not a curated record. Lineage: Eukaryota; Viridiplantae; Streptophyta; Magnoliopsida; Proteales; Proteaceae. The coding region runs from base 1 to 2082 and encodes 693 amino acids.
AUGAAAGCCCUCUAUUGGAAUAUUAGAGGGAUAAAGAAGGCUGCCGCAAGGUUAGCUUUGAGGAAUAUUUUAAGGGACAAAAGACCUGAUUUCCUUUGCAUUGCCGAACCUAUGAUUCCCUCUGACGCCUUUCCUACGUUGUUCUUCAACAAGCUGGGUUUCGACCCUGAUUUCAUCCAUAACGAGCGUCUUGGCGGAGUCUCAAAUCUAUGGCUGAUUUGGCGAAGAGGUGUAGCAAAGCCUGUUGUGCUAUCGUCUUCUGAGCAGCAAAUCUCUGUCUCUGUGCAAUGGGCUCAGGAAAUUUUCAUCUUAUCUGUAGUGCAUGCCAAAUGCCUAAGAGCUGCUAGAAGAGAAUUGUGGACCGACUUGGUGGCAACCCAUCCUGGGCUGACUACUCCUUGGAUGAUUUUUGGAGAUUUCAAUGCCACCCUUCUAUCUUCUGAAAAAAGGGGGCCUGGAAUUUUCAACCUGGGAUCAGCGGGAGAUUUUGGCGCAAUGGUGGAUACUUGUUCUCUAAUUCAAGUUCCUUCGCAGGGAAGGAAAUUCACAUGGACUAAUAACAGGAGAAGGGGACAUGUCUCUGCAGUGCUCGAUCGAAGCUUUUGCAAUGAGGCCUGGAUUUCUUAUUUUCAAGAAUGUCACCAAUUUGUCUUGCAGAGAGUGGCGUCUGACCAUACUCCCAUUUUGGUGGUGUCUGAAGGCUCUGAAAGACCAAAAAACUGUCCUUUUCGCUUCCAGAGGUUCUGGGCAGACCAUGAGGGUUAUCUAAAUGCAGUUAAGUCCUCCUGGGUGAAUGACAUUCCUGGAUCGCCAAUGAUGGUUAUGGCUCAAAAAUUAAAAAGAUUGAAGCUCUUCCUGCGCUCCUGGGCAAAAGAAAAUUUUCCAAAUUUUAAUUUGGAGAUGAUGGAAGCAAAAAAAUGCAUGGAGGAGAUCCAGACUGAAAUUGACAGAGAUGCGAUAAAUGACUCAAUUUAUGCCAAAGAAGCUGAUGCAAAGACCAGAUAUCUGAAGGCCCUGCAAAAUUAUGAGAAAUUAUGGGCUGAAAAAUCUCGUUCUAGAUGGAGGAAUCAAGGAGACAGAUGCUCAAAAUUUUUUCACAUCUCAGUGAAGAUUCGGCGAAUGAAGAACUCCAUUAAAUCUCUGAAGAUGGUUGAUGGGACCCUGAUCUCUGAUAGAGAACAGAUCAAGGAAUAUGUUGCGGGCUAUUAUGAGCAUUUUCACAAAGGUACUCCCCUUACCAAUCACAUGGAUUUAUUGCAAUGCAUUCCUAAUGUAUUGGAAGAAUGGGAUAGAGGUCGACUAGAUGGUAUUCCCUCUGACUCUGAGAUUAAGAAUGCGGUGUGGGAUCUUGAUCCAGAUAGUGCUCCUGGUCCAGAUGGAUUUCCUGGAGCUUUUUAUAAAUCAUGUUGGGACAUCAUAUCUUCAGAUUUGUGCAAUGCUAUCAGAUGGUUUUUCAGAACUGGGUUCAUGCCUUACGGCAUUAAUAAUAAUUUCCUGGUUCUGAGGAGAUUUGGAUUUUCUGAAAAAUGGAUCUCUUGGAUCCAUCAGAUCCUUGUUUCUGCCAGAAUCUCAGUUCUGUUUAAUGGUGGCCCUGUUGGAUUCUUUGGUGUGGAGAAGGGUCUGAGACAAGGAGAUCCAAUCUCGCCUAUGCUGUUUAUCAUUGCUGAAGAGGUUCUUUGUAGAGGCUUAUCUGAGCUCCUAGCCAAUAACAGCAUUAAAGCUCUAUCGGGUCCGCGUGGGGCGAUUAUCCCUACACAUAUUCUUUUUGCUGAUGAUGUUUUUAUCUUUUCAAAUGCUUCCAUCAGGAAGCAAGCCAUUGCAGAAGAGCUUGGUAUCUCCAUUUGUAACUUCCCCACCCGCUAUUUGGGGGUCGAGAUCUUUAAGGGAAGGCUGAAAAAGGAGUCGCUUAUCCCCAUUCUGGAUAAAGUCAAAGGGCGUCUAGCAGGAUGGAAAGGGAAGAUUUUGUCCAUGGCUGGACGAGUGGAAUUGGUCCGCUCAGUGAUCUUGGGAAUGAUGAACCAUAGUUCAGCUUCAGAUGGGAUCUUUGUUGCAGGCCUAAGGAUGAAGGUGGUUUGGGACUGA